Molecule: messenger RNA, 822 nt
Organism: Capronia coronata CBS 617.96
Lineage: Eukaryota; Fungi; Ascomycota; Eurotiomycetes; Chaetothyriales; Herpotrichiellaceae
Exons: 1
Coding region: 1-822 (273 amino acids)
Biological process (GO): cytoplasmic microtubule organization
Cellular component (GO): cytoplasm; microtubule plus-end; nucleus
Molecular function (GO): microtubule plus-end binding
Source: RefSeq, a predicted model, not a curated record
AUGUCGGCAUCAACUACCCCUGACAUCCCUCUUCAAAUUAUUGUUCCGAACGACGCAAACCCUGGUACGGCUCCGCUGCUGGCUGCUGAACGACGUGUCACACCUUCAUGGACCAUUGCGCAAUUGAAGGCGAAACUCGAGCCCGUCACGGGAAUACCGGCUGGCGCUCAGUCACUCCGUACCAGAGGCGUCGAUGGAGCCUGGAUUUUCUUGGGCGACGAGUCCUCCAUCGUCGGCGAUGCCAGGUAUGCAUUACGUCGGGGCUCCGAGAUCGAGGUCCUCGACACGCGGCCUGCCAACGCGAGACAAACGAUCAACUUCUCCGACCUCUCGUCGGUUGAGAAGUAUCAGAUGCCCGAAUCACAGUACGAGAAAUUGGAGGACAGCGUGCUGGCCUGGAAGCGCCGCCAGAAGCUAGGCCGGUUUGACCCCAAUACAAAAUCCCCUGAGGAGCAGGCGCAUGAGCGACGCACCCAUGAUGAGGCGGAGCUCGCUGCCGGAGGCAUCAAGGUCGGGCAGAGGUGUCGCGUAGGCAACGAUGAUGCGCGCAGAGGCGUCGUCCGAUUCACUGGAGAGGUUCCGGGGCUGGGCGGCAUCAAGGAGGCUGGCUGCGUGUGGGUAGGAGUCGAGCUGGAUGAACCGGCCGGCCGGAACGAUGGCAGCGUCAGUGUUGAGACCGGAGACGGAUCACAUGAGACGAAGAGAGUGUUUCAAUGUCGGGACAAGUUUGGGGUGUUUGCGAGGCCCGAUAAGGUGGAGGUGGGGGCUUUCCCACCGCUGGACGACCUCGACGACCUCGACGAGGAUACGGAGGAGUUGUAG